Microthlaspi erraticum is the source of this 228-nucleotide messenger RNA. NCBI's taxonomy places the organism in Eukaryota, Viridiplantae, Streptophyta, Magnoliopsida, Brassicales, Brassicaceae. The record is from the annotation of a GenBank genome assembly.
AUGCGACUGUUUGGUGUAACUGUGACGACGGGACCGGAACCGGAUCCUGAACCAGCACCGCCGUCACCGGUCCCCAUUAAUCGCAACAUGUGUGUUGACACAAUUGUCCAAGAGAAUUCUUCCACUGAAUUGUCCACUGGCGGAUUGAGAACACCAACUAGGAGAACUAAGAGAGGAAAAAUUGUGAGAGAGAAUUCAGAAUUUGGCAUGGUAGUACUCCAAGUUUAG